Staurois parvus is the source of this 578-nucleotide messenger RNA. The record is from the annotation of a GenBank genome assembly. NCBI's taxonomy places the organism in Eukaryota, Metazoa, Chordata, Amphibia, Anura, Ranidae.
UCUGUGAUCAUUCACAGAUUUCACACAUAGUAAGCAAUGAUGUCAGGAAGUGACAGCUUGCUUACUACUCUGCAUGUGAUCACUGAUUGGCCAAUCAGUGAUCACUACACCUCUCUGCCAAUCCCUCCACUGGCCUCCAUUCAGUGUCCUCCACCCCUCUCUGCCAAUCCCUCCACUGACCUCCACUCACUGUCCUCCACCCCUCUCGGCAACCCUCCACUGGCCUCCAUUCAGUGUCCUCCACCCCUCUCUGCCAAUCCCUCCACUGGUCUCCAAUCAGUGUCCUCCACCUCUCUCUGCCAAUCCCUCCACUGACCUCUGCUCAGUGUCCUCCACCCCCCUCUGCAAUCCCUCCACUGACCUCUGCUCAGUGUCCUCCACCCCUCUCUAACAAUCCCUCCACUGACCUCCACUCAGUGUCCUCCACCCCUCUCUGCCAAUCCCUCCACUGGCCUCCACUCAGUGUCCUCCACCCCUCUCUGCAAUCCCUCCACUGGCCUCCAUUCAGUGUCCUCCACCCCUCUCUGCCAAUCCCUCCACUGGCCUCCAUUCAGUGUCCUCCACCCCUCUCUGCAAUC